CCAACCAACUCCAAUAUUCACAAUGGCUGUCGACGCUGCUACCGCUUGGGAUGAGGUCUGUGACCAGGCCAACGACCGCAACUGGGUCAUCGUUAACACCGACCUGGAGGUUGUCAGCACUGGCAACGGUGGCCUCGAGGAGAUGAAGGCUGCCUUUGACGACUCGGAGGUCCAGUUUGCCGGCUUUGUGGUCUACGGCAUCGACGACCGCGGCUCGACCGUGUCGAAGCGCACCAAGACGGUGUUCUGCGUGUGGAUCGGUUCGGGCGUCGGCGCGCUUGCCCGCGGCCGCGCUCUCCGCUGCAAGGACGAGGCUGCCAACCUGUUCAACGGCCACAACCUCUCGAUCGACGUUGACGACACCGACGACCUGACCCAGAAGGCCAUCGCCGACCGCCUCCUCAAGGCCGGUGGCGCCCACAAGCCGACCGCCUACGACUUUGGCCCCGAGCAGGUUAUGGAGCUCUAG
Thecamonas trahens ATCC 50062 is the source of this 469-nucleotide messenger RNA. RefSeq lists its product as uncharacterized. Bases 23 to 469 code for a protein of 148 amino acids. The transcript is spliced from 3 exons. Lineage: Eukaryota; Apusomonadida; Apusomonadidae. The record is from RefSeq and is a predicted model, not a curated record. Gene Ontology annotation, molecular function: actin binding.